UGUAGACUGGUUGGACCGAAGGGCCUGUUUCUGUGCUGUAAGACUCUUAUGCUGCACUACAGUUGUUUACUAAAGAGCAGCCCAGACAGACGCUUUCACUUUCCUCUUUCUUCGACUAUUACCCAGCCAUGACCUCAUUUGAAUUUCUCCCCAGUGCAGGAAAUGUAAGAGGGCCAGAACACUGCACUAACUCCUGGUCAAUAUUAUAAACGGUGUAAACAGACGCUGAGAUGGGCCUCUGUGCUGACUGACAGGCCCCAUUUUAAAGAAACGUCUACCAAAACAAAGUACCAGGAAGAGGCAGUUUCAGGACUAUGGCUCGGGACCUCCACUCUUUCUGGGAGUGGGGCAGGAAGAUAGUCUGUGUCGGCAGGAAUUACGCCGAACACGCUCGGGAAUUGGGGAACCCUGUGCCCGGAGCCGAGCCGCUGCUCUUCCUGAAGCCGGUCAGUGCCUACCUAAGGCCGGGCUUUGCAAUCCGGCCACCCCGCUACAGCCGCCGGCUGCAGCCGGAGGUAGAGCUGGGGUUGGUACUGGCCAAGGGCGGCAGCUGUAUCCCGCAGGAAGAAGCUAUGGGCUACCUGGGAGGCUACGCGCUUUGCUUGGACAUGACGGCCCGGGAUACACAGGAGGAGUGCAAGAGGAAAGGUCACCCCUGGACUCUGGCCAAAGCCUUCGACUGCUCCUGUCCAGUGAGCGACUUCAUCCCCAAGGACAGGAUCCCUGAGCCACACCGUCUGACUCUCUGGCUCAAGGUGAAUGGACAGCUCAGGCAGCAAGGACAAACCUCCCAGAUGAUAUUCCCCAUCCCAUAUCUCAUCAGUUACAUCAGUGGGAUUAUGAAACUGGAAGAAGGGGACCUGGUCCUCACGGGGACACCUGCAGGAGUGUCUGAUAUCCAGGAACAUGAUGAGUUGCAAGCUGGCAUUGACGACCUGAUCACCAUGAAGUUCAAAGUGGAAAGCGAUUAAUGUCAUUUCAGAAGUAAUUAUAUUAUUGUUUUCUGUACAAUAGCGUGCAAUUAUGUCUGCCGAUUGCUGAAUAACAAAUUUCUUGAGAUUUCAAUGGGACAAGUACAUUUCUAUUUGGCUUAAUUUCUCUGGACCAUAAACAAUUUAAAAUGUAACCUGAUUUAAAUAAUUCCCUAUAUUACCAGUGACUACAUAACCAGUGCCACAAGUAAAAUUAUUUUUAAUCAACCUGAUCGUGGAUGUUAUGACACACUUCACUGUUAGGCAGGAGAUGAAUGCAGACCUUCUGCCUCUAAGGUAAGAUCACAAAAGCACCCACCAUAGAUCUAAACUGAUAUUGCUGUGUGCAACAUAGCUGCCUAUUGUAACAGUACUUUUAAAAAAAAUAGUGCUUUUGGAUCUCUUGAGAAUAGUUAUCACAAUUUAAAUGUAACUUCCUUCAUCUUUUAUGAUCAGUUGCAACAAACUAGGACUUAAUUUUGAGCUACAUAACUUCAGAAUAAUCUUUCUUAUCCUAACUUGUGAAAAGGUAAACAUCUAUAAUUGUAUAGGACAUGUCAAGUGUUUUUCAGAAUUCAUCUGGAUGUAUAUUGAUAAUUUAUAUAUGUCCACCACUAUACUAAAAUGUUUGUGAUGAUACUUAGAAAAAUCACUGUCAGCCAAAUUAAUAAUUUCUGAUCUUUACACACAAUGUAUUGUAGGUGGCUAUCAAAUCCUUUGAAUAAUUGGUUUCAUGUUUUAGUUCUCGUAAUUUUUGUCCAAAUAUAAUUGUUAGAAAAUUGAUCUUUUGUGGGACACACUUGUGACUGGCAAGGUCAGCAUUUGUUGCCCAUUGCUAAAUGCACUUGAACUGAUUUCAGAAAGCAGACAAGUGUCAUAUACAGUAUGUUAUUGUGUGAGUUUGCAGUGUUGUGAAAGUCAGUUUCAUUCUCUAAAGGUCAUCGGUUUUUACAACAAAUAACGUGAGUUUCACAGUCACCAUGAUCAGCUUCCAAUUCCACAUUUAUUAAUCAAAUUUAAAUUUCAUCAGCGACUGCAGCAGGAUUUGAAGCUAUGUUCCCAGAUCAUUGCCUCAAUCUCUUAUUAGUUCAGUAAUAUUACCACUAUGUCCCUAUCUCCCCCUACAGAAAUAAUUCUAUAAAUGAGUUAAUGGCGAUAAUGGUUGCAUUUUAAAUCAAAAUGACUUCGUACAUGUUGACAAAGACUACAGGCACUGAAUGUGUAUUGAAGCCAAAAAUGCCAAUUUGUGGAAUUUAUAAUCUAUAAACUGACUCUUCCCAGGCCCAUUUUCUCAGACAGCCACCAUACAUUGAGAACAUUAGUCAAGUAUACUACUUAAACUCAAGACGUUUAGUCUGUAUUUAUAAGUUAUCUGAGAGAAAGGCACUGUCAAGGGCAAGUCAAGUGUUUCUGUCUGCCAUCAAUAGGAGUGGAAACGCACUUGUGACAGCACAUGUGGAAAAACAAGAUAUCCAGUUUAAGUUGCUAUUGAUAGAUUUUGGGCAGUACUGGUAUACUCUUAAACAGAACAUUUCUAAACACUGAAAGUACUGUGUGAAUAGGCAGGACACUUUUACAUGCUUGUUGUCAAACAAAAUGUUUGGGCAGUUAGAGAUAUGUGCUUACCAGCUGUUCAAAGUGAAGCAUAUAGUCACCAGAUACUUGCAUGCAAAGUAAGGAAGUGAAUGUAUUUCAGGGGAUGGGUCAAAAUCCAGGGGACUAAAAUGCUUAAUGUUGCUCUGGAGGAAACUAGAACUUGGGGAAGAAUACUUGCUUUAUUGUCUCUUCUGGUGCAGUUUUUGGCAGGUAUUUCCAACUUUGGCUUCAAGUUAUAAUAGCAGAAAGAGCACCAUGAUAUUAUUAGAUCAGACUGUCUGCAUUUUUAAACUGCUGUUUUGGAGUGAGAAAAAAAGUGGGUAAAUGCCUGUUCUAUUAUAGGCAAAACUAUUGUGGCACAGGUCAGGAAUGUAAAAGAAUAAUCUCUGCUUUCCUGAACAUAUCUAACUCUUUACAACACUCCAGCUUGACACUAUCCAAGACAAAGUUGCUCACUUGAUUGGUACACCAUCAGCACCUUAGAUAUUCUCUCCUUCUGCCAGAUGGACAGAGGAAGUAGAAUGUACCAACUGUAAGAUACACUGCAGCAACUCACUGAGGUUGCUUCAGCAACACCGUCCAAACCCAUGACCUGUAUCAACUGAAAGGAUAAGGGCAGUCGAUGCAAAGGAAUACCAAACCUGCAAGUUCUUUUCCAAGCUGCACACUACUGACUGGAAAUUAUAUGAUGCUUCAUUAUUGCUGGACCAAAUUCCUGCAACUUGCUUCCUAAGAAUACUAUCUGUGUACCAAAUCCAAAUGGACUGCAGCAGUUCAAGAAGGCAGCAAAAGCAAUUGGGGUUGGUAGUAAAGGCUAGUCUAGCCAGUGAGACCCAGAUUCCAUGAACAAGUAAGAAAGUUGGCUCCUUCAGCAUCUGGCUUCUGUGACGCUGGGCUGGGUGAUUUACUAAAAGCCCCACUGAAUCUGGUUUGGACCCAAAUACAGUAAGCAUCAGCUGCUUACAUGCAAUGUCAAAAAUGCUUACUUUAGCUGGUAGUAACAGUGUUACUGUCACUAUCCAUCAAUGCACUAAUGUUGGGAAUUGGUCUUUAUGUAGCCUGGACAUAUUGCUCGAACACUCAAAGACUUUCCUUAAUCAGAUCUUUUUGUUGUCCCCACAAUGGCACCAGAAUGAGAAGAUCUGCAAGAGUAACCACAUAUUCACUUAACUGAAUUACAAUUUAAAAUUUCCAAAUGCACAACUGUAAGUUAUUCUGUGAAUCAUUUGGUCAACAUCAGAUGAAGCACAGAGAUCAAGCAUUAUCGAAUGUCUGAAGGUGCUUUGACUUUAUUGAGUUCAAUCAAUAAUAUAAUGUGAACAAAUUACAUGUUGCAAAAGGAAAGCCAGAUUGGCAUUACUCAAAAUUAUAUAUCAAUUGAAAUUUAUGCAAAUUGUUUUGCAAAAGACCUGAACCAGUAAAGGAGUUUAAAAUAGUUGUGCAUAAUAAACAUUUCUAACUAUCUGCAUACAUUGAAAGUAACAGGCCAAAAUACAAGAAAUCCUAUGAAAGACAACAUUAAUAUCUUUAACAUUAAACAAGGAGUUGAAUAUUGGGAAGAAUACCCACAUAAUAAUAUAGACCUAGAAAAGAAAUAUAGACCUAUGGAUUGUUCACAAAUGAAACCAAUGCAGCCUUCAUAUUUUUACCAUAGUUUUUGUUUUUUCCUCAAAGAUUAUGUUGGCAGUAGAAAAUGUAUGUUUUCCAAAAUUACACAAAUCAUCUUUAUAAAUAAUGGUCAGUUACAACUGUUCAGGAAUUAUAUUUCUGCAGAAAAAGCACAUUGUUACUUUGAGAUUAACAUACAUCAGAAAUUUACAACUUUUACAGCAUUUUCAGUAAAAGGAAAUCAUUGUGAAUCUUGAAAUGGAACAUUAGUUUUAACACUUGGAUGAACAUUUUAAUUUAUUAGCCACAGGUGACAUAUUUGAUGCUGAGAUUGGCAAUUAAUAAUUCAACACCUGUAUUCAUAGAUGAGGUUUGUCCCAAACAAAACUGAUGUACUGUUUACUCUGUUUACUUUUGAUACUUUGAUAACUGGCAGAAAAACCAGGGCGAGCUCAGGGCAGAUCAUUUGAUGCACAGUGGUUUCACCAUCUGGAAUGCACUAUCUGACAAGGGAGAGGAACCUAAUUUAAGAUGAACUUUGAAAACAAAAUAAAAAUAGGUAGAUAGAGGGAAAGACAAGGGGCAUACAACUAAUUGGAUGUAGUCCUGUUUUGUAUGAUUCUCGUCAUUACAUUCCAUUUAGAGGUGUCACCUCUAAAUAUAGACUUCAGGCAGUGGGAGGCUAGGCUACUGUAAUUGUACCCAUACAAACAGAUAUAAUUGUUCCCAUUUUACAGUCUUCACAUUCUGUCCUUAUAUUUAACCUAUGUAAAUGUUUACACUGUAACUAUACCCUCUGAAAGGUGGUAGCUUUGCAAUUAGGGUUUAGGAUGUAAUAACAAUGUGAUAAAUUCAUGUAGGCUAUUUUCAUCAUAAAUAUAAGCAGACAUAUAGCUGAAAAGCUGCUUGAAGUAUUUGCUGUCAUGGGAUUUUUAAUUUUUACAGAAAGGGGUGGAAGAAUUUGUGUUCCCAGAAUAAUUUCAUAAUUUGCUUUGGACUUAUGAAUAUACAUUUUAAAAUGUAGUAUUGAAAUUAAAAUUAUAGUGAUCAAAUAAUCUAAUAUUUCUUAAAAAUAGUCUUUACAUUCCACAUUGAAAACAGUGUUUGUUUGAUUAUCAUUGUUAACAAAGGCUUAAUGACAAUGUAUGUUUAAAAUUUUUAAAUAAGUUGGGGUUUAUUGUUAUGGUUUGGAAAUAAAAGCAUCUGAUGCUAGAGAUCUGAAAUAAAAACAAAGUGCUGAAGAAGA
Chiloscyllium plagiosum (whitespotted bambooshark) is the source of this 5421-nucleotide messenger RNA. The record is from RefSeq and is a predicted model, not a curated record. NCBI's taxonomy places the organism in Eukaryota, Metazoa, Chordata, Chondrichthyes, Orectolobiformes, Hemiscylliidae.